AUGUACUUUGCAAAAAAGAUACUCGCCCUUUUCCCCGUCCUCGCAUACCAAAAUGGCCGCGGCAAUGCCUACAGCCCCUGCCCAUCACAAAGUGACAUCCCAAUCGGCUUCGUCCAAACAUACUCGGCAUACGCGUGCAGAGGGGAUCUUCAAACUUUCCCCAACGUGACAAGCGGCAUUUGCGUAGAUGCAAAGAACUUCACGACUGUGAGAGGGUAUAGGAAAGGGAAUACGCCAGAGGGCGUGGAAUGCACCUUCGAUUUCUAUGCGGCGCCGGGGUGCAAGGGGUUUUCUGUAUCGGCGGGAAGGGAAACGGAUGGGAGUAAUAAUUGGAUUGAGUGUGUGAGGAGUUUUGUGGAUGUAAAGGGGGAGGUAGUGUCGUCUGGGGCGAGUUUUAUGUAUUCUUGCUAUUCGAGGCGUUGA
Messenger RNA from Lindgomyces ingoldianus, 423 nucleotides. RefSeq lists its product as uncharacterized. NCBI's taxonomy places the organism in Eukaryota, Fungi, Ascomycota, Dothideomycetes, Pleosporales, Lindgomycetaceae. The record is from RefSeq and is a predicted model, not a curated record. The transcript is spliced from 2 exons. The coding region runs from base 1 to 423 and encodes 140 amino acids.